UACCUUGAGUUAAAGGGCCGCAGGCUACUUGUUUUUUAGAUUUCUCACUCAAUCCCCAUGAGUGAACUUAUUCCCCUGCAUAAUAGUUUUAUAAUGAGGACACACUCCCCUGACAGAUAACAUUUACAGUUGUUUCCAUGUUCCUCCUGGUCAAUACCGCUUCCCCAAAGAUAACACACAGUGCACAGAUGUUACCUCCGCUUAUGAGUUUGCAUGUUUGUCUGAGAAUCGUUUGCAUGAGCACAAAUAUGAUCGCCUACCGAAGACGAGUCACCUGUUGCAGCAUAUCUGUGUUGACACUGUAUCAAGCAGCAGGUUGGUGUUGUGCUUCACUGCCUGUUCAAACGAUGAAUCUCUCUCACUCAGAUGAGUGCUGCGCCUUCGAGUCUCCCAUCCUGGACCAGGUUUUGCCUCCAAUACUCAUCUUGGAGUUCAUGUUUGGGCUGAUGGGGAACUUUGUUGCCCUGUGGAUGUUCAUCUUUCACAUGGACACAUGGAAGCCCAACUCUGUGUACCUGACUCACCUGGCUGUUGCGGACUCCAUUGUACUGUUCUGCCUACCUUUCAGGGCCGACUACUACAGACGUGGAAAAAACUGGCUCCACGGUGACGCCCUGUGUCGUAUCCUGCUCUUCCUGCUGGCAGCCAACCGUGCAGCGGGCAUAUUCUUCCUCACGGCCGUGGCUGUUGACCGUUACUUUAAGAUCGUCCACCCAAUGAACCGGAUCAACCGAAUGGGUCUGGGCUACUCCCUGUGGGUCUCCCUCGGCCUCUGGGGUCUGAUGUUUUUUGCUACCGGGUAUCUUCUUGCUGAAAAGCACUUCUUCUACAACAGCAAUCGUACGCAGUGUGAGAGUUUCAACAUCUGCAUGGGCUUCAGCCCCCUCUCCACCUGGCACAAUGCUUUCUAUAUCAUCCAGUUUUUCUUGCCCACUGUAAUCGUGGCUUUCUGCACCAUCAGAAUUACAUGGCAGCUGAAAAGCAGGACUAUUGACAAAAAGGGGAAAAUCAAACGGGCCGUUCAGUUUGUCUUGGCUGUGGCUUUGAUCUUUAUUACCUGCUUCUUUCCAAGCACUAUAUCACGCAUAGCUGUGUGGAUCCUAAAGGUGUGGUAUAAUGAAUGCAAAUACUUUGAAGAGGCCAACCUGGCAUUCUACACCUCAGUGUGUUUCACCUACUUCAACAGCGUCCUCAACCCUGUUGUGUAUUAUUUCUCGAGCCCUGCAUUCAGUGGCACCUUCAACAAGCUCCUGAAUAAACUGCUGAGAAGGAGCAACGACAGAGAACAGGAAGGUUCAUCUGCAAAUGACAUUUCCACCGUUGAUGGUAGGAUAUAAAGGGUAGAAAGCAGGUCAUGAUGUGUUUCCUCCUAACAUUACGGGGAUACUCUAAAUUUGAACUUGUAACUUGAAUGAAUAAUACUGGGCUAUUGAUACAAUUCAUAUUAUCCUAGAUUUAACAAUAAUAUGAAAUAAUAGAAAUUUGCUGUGAUUGUGAACAAUGAAAUUACGCACCUGAAACAAUAAUUAGCACCUUAAUGCUGUGCACUUGUAUAGGUAUAAUCCUUGAGUGUGGAUGCAGUCAGUAAUUAUUAGCCAUUAACAAUGAAAUCAUCUUUAGUUGCAAGGUGAGCUGGUCAAAUCCGAGCUGCAAAUGCUUGUGAAAGUAACUCAUACAAAUGAUAUAUUUCAACUCUUUUCCAUAAGGUAGUUCUUGUAAUACUUUGAAUUGUGAAUCACAUCCACUGCGAACAGCAAGCACUGAUUCUCUGCCACUCAGUCGAAUAAUAUUUACUGUAGGAAUCAAAUAAUGUUUACUGUACAAAUCACCUCAAUGGCAGUAGGGAGUUUAGAUUACUGCAGUGCUGCUAGUAAACUGUCAAUCAGCUCCCAAACCAUACGUCCACUGCAAAGUGUCUGAAUUUUUGUGUGAUACCUGAGUCUAGGAAGGUAGUGAGCAAGCAGGUAAUUUCUACCAAUACUGUAAAAGCAAUGUAUUUUACUAUUAUUUCCUGUCAUCCUGUGUGCACAUAUUUUGCGCAUUUCAACUCACAGUCUUUGU
Chelmon rostratus (copperband butterflyfish) is the source of this 2061-nucleotide messenger RNA. RefSeq names its product hydroxycarboxylic acid receptor 2-like. Gene Ontology annotation, cellular component: membrane. Lineage: Eukaryota; Metazoa; Chordata; Actinopteri; Chaetodontiformes; Chaetodontidae. Gene Ontology annotation, molecular function: G protein-coupled receptor activity. Gene Ontology annotation, biological process: G protein-coupled receptor signaling pathway. The record is from RefSeq and is a predicted model, not a curated record.